AUGCGCUUCCUUCCCAUGAUCGCGGGCUUCAGCGCCCUGGCCGCCGCCGCCCCCGCCGAGCUCGACACCCGCGGCUCGUGCACCUUCACCGACGCCAAGACGGCCAUGUCCAAGAAGACCUCCUGCACCGACAUCGUGCUCAACAACGUCAAGGUCCCCGCCGGCGAGACCCUCGACCUCACCGGCCUGAAAGACGGCACCAAGGUCACUUUCCAGGGCACCACCACCUUCGGCUACAAGGAGUGGGAGGGCCCCCUCAUCUCCGUCGGCGGCAAGAAGAUCACCGUCACCGGCGCCUCUGGCAGUCUCAUCUCCUGCGAGGGUGAGCGCUGGUGGGACGGCAAGGGCGGAAACGGCGGCAAGAAGAAGCCCAAGUUCUUCAAGGUCAAGAUGAACGACGGCACCAUCAACGGCCUCAAGAUCAAGAACACCCCCGUCCACGGUUUCUCCAUCAGCGGAGUCACCAACCUCAAGGUUAACAACGUUGAGAUCAACAACAAGGACGGCGACUCCAAGGGUGGCCACAACACCGACGCCUUCGACGUCGGCUCGUCCACCGGCGUGACCAUCUCCGGGGCCAAGGUCUACAACCAGGAUGACUGCCUCGCCAUCAACUCGGGUACCAACAUCGUCUUCGAGAACGGCUACUGCUACGGCUCCCACGGCCUGUCCAUCGGCUCCGUCGGCGGACGCUCCGACAACACGGUCAAGAACAUCGUCAUCCGCGACUCGACCAUCGAGAAGGCCGACAACGGCAUUCGCAUCAAGACCAUCGCUAAGAAGACCGGCUCCGUGAGCGGCGUCACCUUCGAGAACAUCACUCUCAAGAACAUCAACAAGAAGGGCAUCGUGAUCCAGCAGGACUACGAGAACGGCAGCCCCACCGGCAAGCCCACCGCCGGCAUCCCUAUCACCGAUGUCACCGUCAAGAACGUCAAGGGCACCGUCGCCUCCAAGGGCACCAACGUCUACAUCCUGUGCGCCAAGGGCGCCUGCUCCAACUGGAAGUGGUCUGGCGUCUCCGUCACCGGCGGCAAGACCUCCUCCGAGUGCUCCGGCAUCCCCUCCGGCUCCGGCGCCAAGUGCUAA
Molecule: messenger RNA, 1089 nt
Organism: Colletotrichum aenigma
Lineage: Eukaryota; Fungi; Ascomycota; Sordariomycetes; Glomerellales; Glomerellaceae
Gene: PGN1
Product: Polygalacturonase
Exons: 2
Coding region: 1-1089 (362 amino acids)
Biological process (GO): pectin catabolic process
Cellular component (GO): extracellular region
Molecular function (GO): polygalacturonase activity
Source: RefSeq, a predicted model, not a curated record